Molecule: messenger RNA, 507 nt
Organism: Lecanosticta acicola
Lineage: Eukaryota; Fungi; Ascomycota; Dothideomycetes; Mycosphaerellales; Mycosphaerellaceae
Source: the annotation of a GenBank genome assembly
AUGGCCCAUGGAAUUGAGUAUGUACACAGAGCGCUCCCAAAUCAACGCAAUGGGGCAAGGGAGACCGUCAAGCCGCCAUCGGACAGAGAUGAAGUGUGGUAUGACCACGAGUUGCUCGCCAACGGCACGGUUGCGCCAUUGACAGUAGCCGGGGCUCCACAACGAGCCGAAAUGCAGCAAAACGCAGAAGCCGAAGCAAUGGAAUAUAUCAUCAACGCACCAAUGACUACCGACCGCGAUCCUGGACCUGAACAGGCAUUGCGCUGGCACCAUCAAGAUAACAAUUACACCUGCAAUGAGGUGGAUGACUUUGUACGCUCGUAUUGGACGUUUGAUCUGCGAGAGCAGGCUCGCGUCUUCUGGGGCUUGAUGGAUGAGCCCUUUGAGAAGAUCACAUAUUCAGAAUUCUCUGCUCAUCGGGAUGCGGUGUCUCUCGAAGGAAGAGCGAUAUUUGAGGCGAAGGCGAAGGAGAUGAUCGCUUCUGCUCCCUUACAGGCAUCUCAAUAG